CUCUGGCAUCCCAAGCAAUCCUCGCCAUGGCCGACCACAAAGAGCCGUCCGCGCAAUUUCCUGGGGGCGAGUCGGACAUGUCCGAGACCGAGAAGCAAUCGAUUGCGCAAGACACGCUGCCUCUGGCGCCUCCGCCGCCCCCGAAUGGCGGCACUCUCGCCUGGCUGCAGGUCGCCGGGGCCUUUUUUCUCUUCUUCAACUCCUGGGGCGUCGUCAACACCUUCGGGGUGUUCCAGAGCUACUAUGAGGAAACGCUGCUGUCCAACUACUCGGCGUCGGCCAUCUCGUGGAUCGGCACCGUCCAGGGCUUCCUGCUGUUCCUGGCGGGCAUCGUGGUCGGCCCCAUCUUCGACAAGGGCUACCUGAAGAGCCUGAUCGCCAUCGGGUCCUUCCUGGUGGUGUUCGGCCUGAUGAUGACCUCGCUGGCCACGGAAUACUACCAGUUCUUCCUGGCGCACGGGGUGGCCGUGGGCAUUGGCUGUGCGUUCCUGUUCCUGCCCAGCAUCGCCAUCGUGGCCACUUAUUUCACCACUCGCCGUGCCAUGGCCACCGGCAUCACCGCCUCCGGAGGCAGCAUCGGCUCCGUCAUCUACCCAGUCAUGUUCCACAAACUCAUCGACCGGGUCGGCUUCGGCUGGACCGCCCGCAUAAUCGCCUUCGUCGCCCUGGCCGGCCUCAUCUUCUCCUUCCUGGUGAUGAAACGCCGCCUCCCCCCCCCCCAACAGGCGCGCUCUCUCCUCGACCUCUCCGCCUUCCGCGAGCCGUCUUUCAACAUCUUCAGCCUGGGCCUCUUCCUCGCCUUCGUCGGCCUGUACUUCCCCUUCUUCUACCUCCCCACCUACUUCACCUCCUACCUGCACGCCGGCGACAACAUCUCGUUCUACAUCAUCGCCAUCCUCAACGCCGCCUCUGCCUUCGGCCGCAUCACCCCCGGCCUCGUCGCCGACCACUUUGGCUCCCUCAACACCAUCAUCCCCAUCUCCUUCAUCGCCACCAUCAUGGCCUUCGCCUGGAUGGGUAUCCACUCCAACGCCGGCGCUAUCGUCUUCGCCGUCAUCUAUGGGUAUGCCUCCGGCGCGAUUGUUUCGCUCCCCCCCACUAUCCUGGCCCGUCUGACCCCCGAUAUGUCUAUUGUCGGGACCCGCAUGGGUAUGUCGUUUACUUUUGCGGGCUUGGGGCUGUUGAUUGGGAAUCCCAUUGCCGGGACGUUGUUGAAUUUGACGGACGCCGUGUUUUGGAGGGCCCAGCUUUUUGCGGCCGUUAUGAUGGUCGCGGGCUCGGUGAGUUUUGUGGUGCUGAGGUUGAUGAAGUGGAGGGAUGGCGAGGGGUGGAAGAUCUGA
Messenger RNA from Aspergillus heteromorphus CBS 117.55, 1340 nucleotides. Its product is annotated as MFS general substrate transporter. The transcript has 3 exons. The record is from RefSeq and is a predicted model, not a curated record. Gene Ontology annotation, biological process: transmembrane transport. The coding region runs from base 27 to 1340 and encodes 437 amino acids. Gene Ontology annotation, molecular function: transmembrane transporter activity. NCBI's taxonomy places the organism in Eukaryota, Fungi, Ascomycota, Eurotiomycetes, Eurotiales, Aspergillaceae. Gene Ontology annotation, cellular component: fungal-type vacuole membrane.